Messenger RNA from Lactuca saligna, 1161 nucleotides. The record is from the annotation of a GenBank genome assembly. NCBI's taxonomy places the organism in Eukaryota, Viridiplantae, Streptophyta, Magnoliopsida, Asterales, Asteraceae.
AUGCCAAGUGAUCACGAAGAUUCGGAGUCGAAUACAAUCUCGGAUAUUCCAGAGCCAGUUCAACAUGACACUGAUGAAACCGCUGAGACUUCGCACCCGAUUGUUUCGGAGCCUAUCACUACCAAUCUUGAGGUAACAUUCUUAAUCCCUAAUUCUAUUCCAAUCACAGAUGAUUUUUUCCAGGAUUUCACUCUUCCUUCACCCACCUCUACUAUCUCCACUCCAAUCACUAUAGCUCCUUUCCCACUUAUAUCUAUGGGUGUUCGCAAUCUCAAGCUACUUUUGAACAAUCUACUCAUUUGUUUACAUAAUCGACAACAACCACAACAAAUAUUAUGCAUACACCUCCAGUUUCUGCUAAUCUAUCUGAUAUGGGGGCAGGUGCUUCAGGUUUUACUUUUUUGUUACGAUUCACAUCCCAUAUCACCUCUCCACCAAGAUGAUCCAGACACUAUCUUUGGUGAUGAUCCGGAUGAAUUCACUCACAUCCACUACAUUCCUUUCUAUGUUCAAGCUGAAAGUGAGGAUGAGGCUUCAUUUACCAAAGGCCUUAGCGACAUACUCCAAACCAAUAAAGUUGCUCUCGAGAAGGUUCGUAUCGAUAUUCAAGCUGCUCAUAUGGAACAUCAAACCUCCAUCUCUUCCAAAAUAGACAAACUUCAUGAAGAUUUGUGUCUUGAGAACAAAAUAAUGGAUAAGCACACCAUCAAAACAGAGAAAGUGAAAGUUUUAUCUUUCAAGAUCACUCAUGUUAAUAAUCGAAUUGACGAGAUCUUGUCGAAAAAAUUUGUGAUGAAGAGUUACAUUGGCGACAUGAAUUCCAUACUCUCCAAUAUCAUUGAGACUCGUGAUUAUCUAAUCACAAUCACUGUUAGGAAGCAUCUAGCUGCUAAAAUCAGGCAUGUGUUUUCGAUGCUCAACAUGCUUGAAGGUGUUUUAAAGUCUGACAUACUUCCAAAACAAGGGGGAGAACAAGGCAAAUCUUUUGGUGUUGAAAAGUCAUCUGGUGAUAAUGAUGAUGAUGAGGAAGAAGAAGAAAAAUCUCUAAAGAUUAAGCGCAAGAUUCAUGAUGUUGAACUUGACAACAAUUUUUGUAUCGCUAGAGAGGCUAAAGAACGAGAAAAGGCUGCUCUAGAAGCUCAAGUCACUUUGGAAUCGUAG